Paramecium pentaurelia is the source of this 1172-nucleotide messenger RNA. The record is from the annotation of a GenBank genome assembly. Lineage: Eukaryota; Ciliophora; Oligohymenophorea; Peniculida; Parameciidae.
AUGAGAAGGAAGAAUUGGAGACCAGAAGUAUAUUAUUUAAACCCUAUUCAAUAAGGAGGAUAAGGCUUUACUUGAAAUAUGCAAGACUUAAAAUUAUAAUUGGAGGAGAGUUUCAAAAUUAAUGAUCUCAAUGGGAUAUAGAAGAUCAGGCAAAUCAUGCAAAGAGAGAUUCCAUAAUUAAUUAAAUCCUGUUGUUAAUAAAGAUCAAUGGACUUAAAAGGAAGUUGACAAACUUUUUGAAUUGCAAAGCAAAUAUGGUAAUAGAUGGGUAAUAAUCUUAUUUAUACUUAAAUAGAGAAGUAUAGCUAAAGAAUUACCAUAAAGAACAGAUGGUUUGAUUAAAAAUUAUUUUUAUUCAUUAGUUCGAAAAGUUCUUAGGCGUCUUUCCAAAACGGUUAAUGGUAACAAAAAUGGUAUAUCAUAUCAAUUUACUAUAUUUAGGAUCCCAAAUGACUAAGACUCUUAAACCUUCUGUUAUUUCCUAAAUAUUUUGUGUUAAUUAAAAUCAAAUAAAUGAUAGUGUUAUCAAAGUAGAAUUUGCAUAACUCUUUCGAAAUAUUAUUCUUAAAUACAAAAAUUUUAGCAUAUCCUAGCAAAUUGAUAUUGAAGAUAUUGAUAAAAUUAAAUCGAUUUUUUAAACAUUACAACAAUUAAAGUAUAUUGAUUAUCUAUAUUAGUGAAUCUUAUAAUCAUGAUUUAGAGAAAAAAAAUAUGUCCAAAAGUAGAUCCAAAAGCAACAAACUGAAAACUAAAUUAACUAAACUGAAUAUUGACCAUGUAUUUCAAAUUUUUUAUAUUCAAUAGAUCAUCCUUCAAAAAAUAUAGCUUAAACUUCCGAUUUUUACAAUGAAAUCAUUUCCUUUGCAAAAACUAUAUUAGAAAUUUCUAUUUCAUAAUAAUACAUAUCAUCCUACACAAUUAAUGUAUUAAUCAAUAUCAUCUUUCACAUCCUAAAAUAUAGACUAAAAUAACGGUUAUGGUGCCAUCUUAUUUAAACCUGAGUAAUUAUUAUUUUUUCAACCACUUCCUUAACCAUAUUAUGUAUUUUUUUGUAUACAAUUUAAUAGCCCAUCAAUAUAAGUACCUUAAUCUAACAAUAAUCAAGUAUGCAUACCUAUUACAGCUCCUUCUUCCACCAACCCUCUGAAAUUAAAGAAGAACAAGAAACAUGA